UGUUGUUUAAUUUAGAGGAAAUGCACUUUUUAACCUUUCAUAACAAAGACUGCUUGAUUGAACAUAAAUAGUAUUUAUUUUCCCUUAUUUCAUGUUUUCUGGUACAGUAUAUCUCAUACAUUUGUAUCUAGUGUGAGUAAUACAAAUUUUGUUUAGGAACACAACAGGAACUAUAAAUAAAUGCUUUGACAGUUAUUAUCUCCCUUUACAGCCUUGGUUGUUUUAGUUCAUGUAGAACAUUAAAACUACAGCUUUUUGAUCCAUGUAAGCUUGCAUUACCACUCUUUUAGCCUGCUAAAUUUCGGAAAUCGACUGGUCCAUCAUUCAAUUUGGACAGUACCACUUAUUUUUCCAAGGGGUGUUCACUAAAAAAUUUACUGACUGAAUAGCAUCAGCAGUGACUGGGAAACCCAUGCGCCAUAGUCACAUAAAAAUGAAAAAUGUCUCACGAGUUUAAGCGCUGGUGCGCCCUGCGUCGCAUAAAAACGCGAAAGGAUGAAAUUUCGAAUAUUUUUGAGUACGAAUCUAAGGUAAAGGGAUGUAACUUGUGCGCGAAGUGAAAGCGCUUCCGGUAUUGAAAAACGUUUGUUUUGGUAGAAUAUCUUUCUUUCUAGUCUUCGUUUUAUGCCAGUUUUCAAGUAUGACCUCCAGAAAGAGAAAAUUGUUGCCCAUUAAAGGUCAACAGAAGUUACCAUUUUUGCAAAAGGAUGUCAACAAUAACGAGGUACCAAAAAAUGACACUUCGUUUGACAGUCAAUCAGAGACCGAGGUUGAUCACAAAAAGUAUAGUCAGUCAGAGCCUGAAGCAACUGCCUCUACUUCAAAAAACAAUAGAAAAAUUCAAUCUAAUUGGUUCAAACUCUGGCCUUGGCUAUAUGAAUCUGAUGGUGUAUUAUACUGUGAGCCAUGUGUUGAUAACAAGAAGAAAAACAAUUUUGUAACUGGUUGCGCUGUGUAUAAAACCACAUCAAUGACAAGACAUGAAGCACUUUCUGACCAUAUUAACGCAACUGAGGCCCCAAAACUUGCUACUGAAUUUCAGCAGGCAGUCCAGCAAUCACACUCUUUAGAAGAUAAAGCUGUUUUGAAGUGUAUAAAAACAGUAUUAUGGUUAGCACAGGAAAACAUUCCAUUAAAUAAGUUUGAGAGCAUAUUUGAGCUUUUUCGAGAACUGGAUGUGCCUGACCUGGAACCACUGAGGUUAAAUAAACAUGUAAAUUAUGAAAAUUAUUAUACAAGUACAGAAAUACUUGGAGCUAUCAGUUGUGUUAUAGACAAUGAAAUAAAUGUGAAAUUAGCCCAAUCACCAUACAUAACAGUCCUAGCUGAUGAGAGCACUGACCUUGCUAAUAAAAAAAGAAUUACUUCGAAUGCUCGUAUUGUGAAUGGUACAACAUCAGAACCAGAAACUGUAUUUUUAAGUGACCACGAGUAUGAAGAUGGUACUGGAAUAGGUCUAGCAACUGUGAUCUUGCAAGAAAUGCAAAGACGUGAUAUUAGUGUUGACAGACUAAUACGGUUUGGAUCAGAUGGUGCGAGUGUGAUGUCUGGAGGAAAUAAAGGUGUCAAGGGUAUAUUACUUCAGAAACAGCCCCACCUUAUCCACAUCCACUGUAUGGCCCACCAUUUGGCUUUAUGUACAAGCCAGGCAGCUGAUCUAGUACCAGCUAUCAAAUGCUACCAGCAAUGGCUCACAUCAUUGUACUAUUACUUCAGUCAGUCUAGCUGAAAGGAGCAAGAGCUACAUAAACUACAAGAGAUCCUUGAGAGUCCUACACUUAAGUAUAAGGAAAUACAUGCUGUAAGGUGGCUCUCAGUUUAUCAGGCUGUGGAAGCAAUAUACAGAACAAUAGAUCCUUUGAUGUCAUACCUCCACCAACGUGAGGCUGCAAAAGAUUCAAAAUCAAAAGGGCUCCUGAAGAAAAUGGCCACGGUAGAUUUUAUAUACAUCACAUA
Mercenaria mercenaria is the source of this 1956-nucleotide messenger RNA. Its product is annotated as E3 SUMO-protein ligase KIAA1586-like. The record is from RefSeq and is a predicted model, not a curated record. NCBI's taxonomy places the organism in Eukaryota, Metazoa, Mollusca, Bivalvia, Venerida, Veneridae. The coding region runs from base 641 to 1729 and encodes 362 amino acids. The transcript is spliced from 2 exons.